Messenger RNA from Monomorium pharaonis (pharaoh ant), 1917 nucleotides. RefSeq names its product 4-coumarate-CoA ligase 1. Gene Ontology annotation, molecular function: long-chain fatty acid-CoA ligase activity. Gene Ontology annotation, biological process: long-chain fatty acid metabolic process; fatty-acyl-CoA biosynthetic process. The transcript is spliced from 8 exons. The record is from RefSeq and is a predicted model, not a curated record. Bases 202 to 1854 code for a protein of 550 amino acids. Lineage: Eukaryota; Metazoa; Arthropoda; Insecta; Hymenoptera; Formicidae.
UUCCGUUUCCAUGUAUUGAAAACGUGUCUCACUGAUACGUUAUCAUAACUCAUAAUUCGCGUAACUCGUUGGCAUUUCAGUAGUUCGCUGGAUAAUAAAGCAAUCGAUCGUGACACGGUUCAGUCGAUUAAACACGGUUAAAGUCAGUCUUUACAUCUUCAUGAUAUUAAUUUUUUAUAGUGUAACAAAUAAGAUUCCACGAUGAUAAAUCUGAGAAACGAGGAUACCAUUGAGAAGAAAAGCCUGAUAUUCAGAAUAGAGAAAAAUGUUUUGGUUGGCGAAGAGCUACCGAUUCACAAGGAAUGCACAAACGUCGGUGCGUUGGUAUUGGAGAAGAUGCGAAGCAGACCAGAAUUCGUAGCUCAAGUGGAAGCGGUUACCGGCACGGAGACCAUUUUCGCAGAAAUGACGGAGAAAAGCGUAAAAUGCGCGCUGUGGCUGAGAGAGCAAGCUGUUCAGCCGGGCGACAUAAUCGGCAUUUGCACUCACAAUCACUUGGAAUCAUACGUACCGCUGCUGGCAGCACUCUACGUCGGCGCCAUUAGCAAUCCCUGGGACGACGAACUUUCCCCAACGACCGCGCGUUACUUCCUCUUCCUGACGAGACCGAAAAUAGUGUUCGUAAAUGCCGAGUCAGCCGAGUGUCUGGCGCAGGUCAUAACUGAAAACAAUCUAAACACCAAGCUGGUGGUGUUUGGCGAACUGGCGGGAUUCGAGGACGUGUCCCUGACAAACAUCCUGCGUUCUCAGGACGCCGCUGGGAUCGACGAAUUCGAAUGCGCCAGACUGACCAGCCCCGAUCAUGUUGCCACGAUCGUUUGCUCGUCCGGUACGAGCGGCCUUCCAAAAGGCACCGAGAUUAGCCACGCGGCCAUGAUCAAUUACAUGGCUCACGUGAAGAUCCACGACCUCCGAGGACACGUGUCCAUGUGGACGUCUUCUAUGCGUUGGUACUGUGGCCUAUACAUCAUUAUAAAGGCCAUUCUCGAUUGCUCGAAGAGAGUCAUAGCCCCGGAUCGCGAAGACACCGAGGAAACAUGUCACUUCAUCGAGAAGUACGAGGUAUCCUGGUUUAGAUGCGAUUCCUGCUUCCCCAUUCGACUGGUAAAGUUCGGCAUAUUAAGCAAGUACCGACUACCAACAUUGAAAAUCCUUUUGUUUGGCGGCGCGCAUUUCCGGGGAGAGCUGCAGCAGACUGUGGUGAAACUUUUGCCGCAUACUGAUGUCAUACUAAGCUACGGAAUGACAGAUUACGGGGGAUUAUGCGCCCGUCAAACGAGACAUAGUAAACCAGGCAGUUGUGGAUUUGUGUGCGAAACAGGACGGCUGAAAGUGGUCGAUCCUGACACGGGAAAGAUCUUGGGGGUCAACAAAACUGGAGAAAUAUGGGCCAAAUCGUCAUACAUGAUGAAUGGAUAUCAUAAUAAUCCAGAGGCCACGAAGAACGCUAUCGAUUCGGAUGGAUGGCUACACACUGGCGAUCUUGGUUACUAUGACGACGAUGGCGAAAUCUUCCUCGUCGAUAGAAUGUCGGAAUUCAUCAACUAUAGAGCCAUCAAGAUAUCGCCAGCGGAAAUCGAAGCUUUGAUUCAGCAACAUCCCGCAGUCCUCGAAGUCGCCGUAGUGGCGGUGCCACAUUCUAUCGAGGAGGAACAUGCCAUGGCUUUUAUCGCUAAGGUACCCGGAAAAGAGACGACGGAGCUCGACAUAACCGACUUGGUGGAGCAGAACAUGCCGUGGUACUGCAGAUUGCAUGCGGGAGUUAAAUUCAUGCAAAGGCUUCCUCGCACGGCCACGGGGAAGAUCGCUACGAAGGAACUCAAGCAGAUCGCUAAGAGUUACGUGAUAAAUUAAAAUAAUAGUGUAAUUACUAUUACGUAUUGUUGUCGUAUUUAAAAUACAUAUACUAUUAUAGUA